GUCUCCUAUGAAGCGCGCAACCGUGGAAACAAAAUGGCGCUUUCCAAUGCUUUUUUUGAAGUUUUGAGUUUCUCCCCCCAAUUUUCUCUCGCUGCCUUCAUCACACUACAAAUCUCUCACACCUCACUCUCUCUCUCUCUCUCUCUCUCUCUCCCAGAACGCAGUCCAUCUCUCCCUCUUUGUCUCUCGCCCUCUCCAUUUCUUUAUUGAAUACACAACAGAGGGCGAAAGAGGGUGUUGCCACCAUGUCAAUGGCCGAGAACGAAAUGUGCCCGCCCGUCACUCGGGCAGCUAAGAAAAGGGCCGCUGCAGCUGCCCUGGUCGACGAGCAAUCGGCCAAUAAGAAGAGAGUGGUCUUGGGCGAACUUCCUAAUAUGGCCAAUGCCAUUGUUGCGGUGGAUUUAAAGCCCAAACGCAUAACCAAGACCAAGCAGCUCAAGAAGGCCGUGACCACUAAGACGACCUCUGCCCCAAAUGUGAAAACGGAGUAUGCCGAUAUCAAUGCGACGUCGUCAUAUGAUCCGCAAAUGUGCGGACCUUAUGCUUCGGACAUCUAUGAGUAUCUUCACAAAAUGGAGAUGGAACCGAAGAGAAGACCGCUGCCAAACUACCUUGACAAGGUUCAGAAAGAUGUUACUGCUAAUAUGAGAGGGAUAUUGGUUGAUUGGUUGGUAGAGGUUGCUGAAGAAUACAAACUUGGUUCAGACACUCUCUAUCUUUCAGUUUCAUAUAUUGAUCGAUUUUUAUCUCUGAGCACUGUCAAUAGACAGAGACUUCAAUUACUUGGUGUUUCCUCAAUGCUUAUUGCUUCGAAGUACGAAGAGAUUAGCCCUCCACAUGUCGAAGAAUUUUGUUACAUCACGGAUAAUACAUAUACAAAAGAAGAGGUAGUAAAAAUGGAGGCUGAUAUACUCAAGUCCCUGAAUUUUGAAAUGGGAAAUCCUACGCUACUCACAUUUCUAAGGAGAUUCACUAAUGUUGCUAAAGAGAAUCACAAGACUACCAAUUUACAGUUAGAGUUUUUGGGUUACUACCUUGCGGAACUUAGUUUGCUGGAUUACAGCUGUGUCAAAUUUUUGCCUUCUUUGGUGGCUGCUUCGGUUGUGUUUCUGGCUAAAUUUAUUCUCCAUCCAAAGAUGCACCCUUGGUGUUCAACGCUGAAAAAGUAUUCGGGAUAUAAACCAGAUGAUUUGAAGGAAUGUGUUCUUACAAUGCAUGAUUUGUAUUUAAGUAGAAGAGGCGGAUCUUUGCAUGCUCUAAGAGAAAAGUACAAGCAUCAUAAGUUCAAAUGUGUUUCAACCAUGCCUUCCCCUCCGGAGAUCCCACCUUCCUAUUUUGAUGAUGUUAAUUAGAGAUUAUUAGAUCUGCAUCUGUACCUUCAAAAAAAAAAAAAAAAAAAAAAAAAAAGCUUCCCCUGAUAGAAUCCUUUAUCAAUACCACACUUACAUUGCAGUUCAACAUAUUUUGGAAAUCAGACCGGAACAUUGGAAAGGAAACAAUCCCAAAAGUGAGCAUAUAACUGCAAGGGUUGGUGACUUUGGUAUAAUGAUUAUUUGGUUGGAACUGGCAAUUGACCUUAUUCCAACAUUAGACAUCCUGACAGAUGAUUGGCUUUUGCCUGGUGCUUUAUUUGUAAUCUUGCCUUGAGAUGGGUUUUGGCUAAUUAAUCUUUUACUCACUUGCCAUUCUUCUGUCUAUUUUUGUCUCUCACUUGUAUGGAUUACCAGCAAAAAAAUAUAAUGGAUGAUGUGUGGUGCUUGUAGCUUAUAUCAUUGGAGAUCUUUAAUGUAAAUAGGCCAAGUCAUUUUAGGAUUUGUUAGACAGAUGAUCAAGCUUAAUCGGAUCUGAUCUCUGAUUAUUAGAUCGUGAGAGUGAAAAGGAAUCUAAAAUGCGGUUGCAUGAAGGUGAGAGAUGCGCAUAUAAACCAAGCAGCUAGGUUAUAUAUACUCGCUGUAAUUUUGAAGCAUUUUAUGCAUUGUUGUCAGAUCAAUAAGCAUCUAAAGUAUAAGCUCACAUUCUUGAGCAUCAUGUAAAAGUUGCAUUUUGAAUUUAAUACAUUAUUUGAUUAAAACA
Molecule: messenger RNA, 2073 nt
Organism: Ziziphus jujuba (common jujube)
Lineage: Eukaryota; Viridiplantae; Streptophyta; Magnoliopsida; Rosales; Rhamnaceae
Product: putative cyclin-A3-1
Exons: 8
Coding region: 246-1352 (368 amino acids)
Biological process (GO): mitotic cell cycle phase transition; regulation of cyclin-dependent protein serine/threonine kinase activity
Cellular component (GO): nucleus; cytoplasm; cyclin-dependent protein kinase holoenzyme complex
Molecular function (GO): cyclin-dependent protein serine/threonine kinase regulator activity
Source: RefSeq, a predicted model, not a curated record